Dimorphilus gyrociliatus is the source of this 1486-nucleotide messenger RNA. NCBI's taxonomy places the organism in Eukaryota, Metazoa, Annelida, Polychaeta, Dinophilidae. The record is from the annotation of a GenBank genome assembly.
AGUUAUUGUAUGGUCGUGAUCAGCUUAAUGCCAUAAAUAUUAUAAAAUAAUGCUGUACUUGACUGUGUUUGUUGCUUCUUUGGUAAUGAUGGCUUGUGGCCAUGUACAAUUGGGUUUUAUUGGUCAUAUUGAUGAAGCAAUACCGGAAGGAGUAACUAAAACCAUGAAAUUUGGGUUCUUGAACAAUGUACGUUUUCCGGAAGAUACACUUGGAAUUGACGUUGCUUUGAGCUUUACCUCUCCAAAAAGUAUAAUUAGUGCUAAGCCCGAAAAAAUUCGUUUUUUACCUGGAGAACAUAGAUAUUUCAACAUAGAUGUUUUGGCAGAGGAUAAUGGUAUUAUUCAAGAUUCGAUUGUUGGUUGUACAUUUUCUAUAUUCUUUCGGUUUACAAAUGGUUCCCGAGCAGUACAACCUUUCGAGCAAGAACCUAUAAAUUUUUCUCUUAUUGAUUCUUCUAAAUUAGUUUCGUUUGGUUUUCUUGGUUAUUCUGGUCAACCGCUUACUGUUGGACAGAAAACUGACUUUUUAUUUGGGAACUAUGGUUCUUUUCCAACUGGAGUUAGUGAAGUAAUGGUUAAGAUUGAAGUGACAUCACUUGGAAGGCAUAUUAAGAUUACUCCCGAAACUCUCACGUUUACACGAUCGUCAUCAUCAACCCAGACUUUGACGAUAGUCGUUGAGAAAUGCUACGAAAAGGAGAUUGAUAAACGAGUAGCGUUUUCUUCAAGCAUUCGCAUUACUGACAAUCAAGGCAAUACAGAGACUACACUGUCAACUCAACCUACAAUAUUCGCUUCGAUUCAUGAUACGUCCCAAGAUCCUUUUAUCAUGCAAACGGUAAGGGGAGAAGAUGAAAAUGGUCGCAGCUCAUAUGAAAAUAUAUGCUACGAAUUCAAGAGUGAAAUGGGUGAACGUCUAGAAUUUUUAAACGAUCUUCUUCUAGGCUUUUCAGCCGUUUGCGAAUUUAGAGAUAGUUAUCAUAUUGAACGCAUUUUCGUCAAGACUAGAUUGGGAACAAUAGUUAUUUCUGUUAGGAAUAUUAUAUUGACUAGUGGUAUGAUUUCCACGUGGGAAGAUUUAAUCGAGCAAAAGUUAGGCUUAGAUCCAUUCGUUGUUAUUCAAACUUAUGGUGAUAGAGUGUCAAUUAAAGCGAAGAGUGGCGAAAGAAAACUAGUAGUAGAUAUUGAGAGAAUCAACGACAGCGUUGUCAAGAGCCAUUUAAAUUUAAUCAUUCAACAAACAUCUAAAGGGAAUGAAUUAGAUAAAUUCAAUGGUGGUAUUUUUGGCAUUGCUGCAAAUAACAACUACAAAUUUCUACGACCCGUUCAAGGUGACGAAGGAACAAUUGUCAUAGUAAAUGAUCAAGUUGUGUCGGCAACCUUGAAGAAAUAUAACAAAUCUGAAAGUAAAUGUUUCUCUCUUUCAUUGGACGAUAUUGUUGAUAUUAGAGUAGUAUCAGCAUUUACGACAAUUGAUGGAAUAUGA